CGUCAGAAGCGGCGAGGCGGAAGUAGAUGUUCAGCGCGGAGCUCCGUGAGCGAGGGUCCACAUCCGGGAGCGAGGGGAGCGGAAGUGGCGUUGGUCUGGCCCGAGGCCCUGGGUGAAUUUGUUAGGCGUGGAGUGGGAACGAUGACUUCCAGACUCGCUGCAGUGCCCGUUACUUCGGGACGCACAUCCUUUAAACAACAGAGGAGCAAGAGGACCGUGGGAGCUAAGAACAGGAACCGAUGCUCCAUAAAGGAUAAUAGCUUCCAGUACACUAUUCCUCCUGAUGACUCCAUAAGUGGUUCAUCAUCUGCCUCUUCAUGUGAACCAGUAAGUGAUUUUCCACCAUCCUUCCGAAAAUCUACCUACUUGCCGAAGAUAAGAAGUAUCAAGCCAGCAACCCCUUCCCAUGUUGAAGGGUCCGGUGGAAUACCAGCCAAAGGAAAAAGGAAACCCAGGUUUGAAGAAGAUGAAGACUAUAGAGAAUUUCCUCAGAAGAAGCAUAAGCUUUAUGGUAGUUUGGAGGAGCAGUGGUACUUAGAAAUCGUGGAUAAGGGCAGUGUCUCCUGUCCUACUUGCCAGUCAGUGGGCAGGAAAACCAUAGAAGGUUUAAAGAAGCACAUGGAAAACUGCAGACAGGAACUAUUUACUUGUCAUCAUUGUGGGAAGCAACUUCGCUCAAUGGCAGGGAUGAAGUAUCAUGUCAUGGCAAACCAUAACAGUUUGCCCAUUUUGAAGGCUGGAGGUGAACUAGAUGAGCCAAGUGAGAGAGAACGACUCCGAACGGUUCUAAAGAGACUUGGGAAGAUCAGGUGCAUGCGUGAGAGUUGUUCUAGCACCUUCACCAGCAUCAUGGGAUAUAUGUAUCAUGUCAGAAAAUGUGGCAAAGAGGCUGCCGAACUGGAGAAGAUGACCCUGAAAUGUCACCAUUGUGGAAAGCCAUAUAAAUCUAAGGCUGGACUUGCGUAUCACCUGAGGUCGGAGCAUGCACCUAUACCCUUGUUCCCUGAGUCAGGACAGUCAGAGUGCUUAAAGGACAUGAGCUUGGAGUCAAAGAGUGGGGGUCGAGUUCAGAGGCGGUCCGCCAAGAUAGCUGUAUACCACCUGCAGGAGCUGGCCACUGCCGAACUGGCCAAAGAAUGGCCCAAGAGAAAGGUACUUCAGGACCUGGUACCUGAUGAUCGGAAGUUAAAAUAUACCCGCCCUGGGCUACCAACCUUCAGCCAAGAAGUACUACACAAAUGGAAGUUAGAGGUUAAGAAGUAUCAUCGCAUACAGUGCCCUAACCAGGGAUGCGAGGCUGUCUACAGUAGUGUUUCUGGCCUCAAAGCUCACCUGGGUUCUUGCACAUUGGGCAGCUUUGUAGCUGGAAAAUACAAGUGUCUUCUCUGUCAGAAGGAAUUUGUGUCAGAGAGUGGUGUCAAGUAUCAUAUCAACUCUGUCCAUGCUGAGGAUUGGUUUGUUGUAAACCCAACAACAACCAAGAGCUUUGAAAAACUGAUGAAGAUAAAGCAGCGCCAGCAAGAAGAAGAAAAGCGGAGGCAACAGCACCGGAGCAGAAGGUCAUUGAGAAGGCGGCAGCUGUCGGGCAAUGAGCGUUCUGAGGCAGAGCUGAGCCUUAGAGUAGGGAAGGAUCAGAAACAAAGUAAUGAGGAACUGGUAGUGUCGACCUCCUGUAAGGAAUCAGAGCAGGAGCCCGUUCCAGCACAUAUCCAGAAAGUGAAGCCCCCAAAGACUACUCAUAAACGUGGGAGGAAGCAUAGGCAGUCAGUGUGAGAGUAUUCCUUCCUAGACUGCAUGUGAUAUUGUCAUGGGGACCGAUGCUGGAAAGACUUGAGUCAUGGGGGCUGAGCAGAGGGAAAUGUACUUCAGCUGUCUGUGACUUUCUCAGCUUCUUCCUCCUGUGUAAAUGUCCCUGUUUUCCCUACUUAUUCACUCCUCCUCCCCCUUUUUGGUAGAUUUUACUGCUAUUCUUAACUGGAGUCCUCUUGUUUUUCUGACUCGUAUCUUGCCCAAAGAGCUCCCUCUUAUGGCCAGCUAUAGGCCUCUCUUGCCCUGUGUAAAACUACGAAACUUGUUUGGUGUCCUUUCCUUCCUGAGUGUAGAAUGUUCUUGGAAGCUCCAUUGAUUUAGUAACCGCUCCAUCAUCUAGCUUAUAAAACAAUUUCAGACUGAGUUUUAUGAUCAUAACUGAUUUAUCAUUUUGUAUUUGUGAUAUAAAAUGCCUAGAAACUAGAAAUGUUGUCAUUUAUGUCAUAGGGUUAACCUGUCUCCUUGGCAAACAAAUUUCAUUGAAGCUG
Elephantulus edwardii (Cape elephant shrew) is the source of this 2297-nucleotide messenger RNA. RefSeq names its product zinc finger protein 512 (gene ZNF512). The record is from RefSeq and is a predicted model, not a curated record. The coding region runs from base 142 to 1773 and encodes 543 amino acids. Gene Ontology annotation, molecular function: zinc ion binding. The transcript has 13 exons. Lineage: Eukaryota; Metazoa; Chordata; Mammalia; Macroscelidea; Macroscelididae.